Molecule: messenger RNA, 227 nt
Organism: Piliocolobus tephrosceles (Ugandan red Colobus)
Lineage: Eukaryota; Metazoa; Chordata; Mammalia; Primates; Cercopithecidae
Product: serum amyloid A-2 protein
Cellular component (GO): extracellular region
Source: RefSeq, a predicted model, not a curated record
AUGAAGCUUCUCACGGGCCUGGUUUUCUGCUCCUUGGUCCUGGGUGUCAGCAGCAGAAGCUGGUUCUUCCUUGGUGAGGCUUAUGAUGGGGCUCGGGACAUGUGGAGAGCCUACUCUGACAUGAAAGAAGCCAACUACAAAAAUUCUGACAAAUACUUCCAUGCUAGGGGGAACUAUGAUGCUGCCCAACGGGGACCCGGGGGUGCCUGGGCCGCAGAAGUGAUCAG